UGGCGGGAGAUUCCAUGAACAAACCCCUCCACGUCGUGAUCUCUGCCCACUGUUUUUCGUCUAGGGCUUUUGUUUUUCUGUUUUCUCGCAAUAGCUUCAGACAUAUUUCGAGGAAGCAUCGUUUGUUCUGCGUUGUGGUUUUGAUCGAAGUGGGCUUGUUUUCUCCCGUUUUGUUUUGUUUUUUGUUUGUUGUUGUUGUUGUUGUUGUUGUUUUUUCCAGAAUGCAGUACUUUGGUUUUUCUGUUAAUGAAAUGGAAAUUAUGUGUAAUUGUCGGAAAAUUUACUAAAUCCGUUGCUGGAUUCUUCUGUUUCAUGCAUUAUUAUUCUUUCCCUCUGGAGAAAAAGCUUAUUCUUUUUUGUUUUCCUUCUAUUUGGGUCUCCCUCAUUUCUUUUCAUAUAGCCUAAGAACUCAACCGACUCUGAAAAAUAUUGCCUUUAUAUUAAAUAUUUUUAGGAGCAAUUUCAGGGUACAAGCAUUGUGAUUUAGGUAGUGUAAGGUAAUGUAACUCACCACUUCAUUCUCUGUAUGCUCUAUUUUCUGGGGGUUGAUGGCUUAAAUGCAAUUGGUGUAGGCCCUAGGGCUUUUGAUGUUUUGAACUUUUGAUGGGUUGUUUUGAUGAACCAAGUUUAACUGGGUAUUUGGAUAUUUAAGUUUAAUGCUUCUUUGUUAUCAGGUUUCAGAGCAGGUAAAGCUAAUUGCUUCUUGUUUUCAUGCAAGAUAAUUUAGCUUCUUUUUUAUAUUUAGCCCAGAAAAAAAAAAUAUAUAUCGUUGAUCUUAGUUUGUCCAUUGAAAAAACAAUUUGGUGGGAUUAGUGAAAUUUUUUUCCCCUUUUUUUGGUAGGCUUUCUGUGAUUGAUUUCCAAACUUAAGGUGUUUUAGGGCUUUUCUUGGGUUUGAUUAACUAACUGGAAAAGGAAAAGAAACAAAAAGUCCUAGAGUCUUCCAUUGUUGUUGAUAUGUGCAAUUUCCUGGAUUUUUCUGAUUUAGUGUGUUCUAGACAAGAAAUAAGGAGUGUCUAAGCCAAAUUUAGGUUUUAAUAUAAUUUCUCUAAGGAAAGGGGAUAGGUAUGGAUUGUGAUCUUCAAAGGAACUUUUUUUUCUAUCAUCCUUUUUUUUUCUCUCACUAUUGUGUGGGGGUUAGGGAAGAGGGGUGGAUUGUUGUGUGGACUUGUUGUAGUUGUUGAGUGUCUCUGUUCAUUAGACAAUGGUUUAGGUAGACUUAAUGCUCAAAUUGAAGCUAGGGGUUAUAAUAAUCAAGGCUUGAGACUGGUACAAUCACGUGCUUUUGUUUGUUUCAGUUUAAUAAUUUGAUUUACUACUGGAUGGUAGAUCCUAUUUUAUUUUUCUUUUGGCAUAUCUAAUAAUUGAGAAUUUUUUCUUUAUUGGUUUUGAUUGAUGAACCAUCAGGUUGGUAGUCAUGAGAUAGAAUUAAAGACUCUAACAAACAAUGAAGUUUUGCUAUCAUGAUUUAAAAGAAAAAAAGAAACGAACUAAGAAAAACAUAUGCACCAUUGUCUAUGUUACAGGAUUUUGAUCCUAUAGAUGGUGUCUCCAGCAUUUCCCAUUCAAAAGGAUGCCAAAGAUGGCUUCUCUGAUAAGGUCACUGUGGUAUUUGUGUUAGAAAAAUGAUUCAAGACUAUAAGAAGGAAGGAAAAAUUGUUCCCUCUGAGGUAACAGUCAAGCUGCUGCAACAGGCAAUGCAGGGAAGCACAAACAACAAAUUUCUCAUUGAUGGCUUUCCUUGCAAUGAAGAAAACCGCACUGCAUUUGAAAAUAUUAUGAAAGUGGAACCUGAUUUUGUAUUAUUUUUUGAUUGUUCACAAGAGGAGCUGACGAGACGUAUUUUGAAUAGAAAUCAGGGAAGAGUUGAUGAUAAUAUACAAGCCAUACCAAAACGUUUUCAAGUUUAUUUUGAAUCCACUCUCCCUGUAAUUGAUUAUUACAGUUCCAAGGGAAAGGUUCAGAAGAUUGAUGCUGAAAGGUCUAUUGAAGAGGUGUUUGAAGCAGUCAAGAGUAUCUUCCUCAAUUUCAGUGGAGGAUCUGGGGAGGGAAAUUGAUCUUUCCAGUCAAUCUUAAAUGGAAUGUACUACUUUUACUUUCAUGCUCCAUUAUUUUACAAUGUAGUACAUAUUAUGAACUAGGAUAGUAAAUGGAAUGAACAACUUAUACUUC
Messenger RNA from Vitis vinifera (wine grape), 2171 nucleotides. Its product is annotated as UMP-CMP kinase 4. Gene Ontology annotation, molecular function: UMP kinase activity; ATP binding. The record is from RefSeq and is a predicted model, not a curated record. Bases 1625 to 2056 code for a protein of 143 amino acids. NCBI's taxonomy places the organism in Eukaryota, Viridiplantae, Streptophyta, Magnoliopsida, Vitales, Vitaceae. Gene Ontology annotation, cellular component: cytoplasm; nucleus. The transcript is spliced from 6 exons. Gene Ontology annotation, biological process: CDP biosynthetic process; UDP biosynthetic process.